AUGGCCUCCCUCACCGACUUCUUCACUGCCUUCGACGCCGCUGCCACCAAGCAGAAAUUCCCCGCCUCGCUGCAGUCCUCCGCCGCCGCCAUCGACAAGGCCGCUCUCCAGGCUGCCGUCGAGGCCGUCCUGGCCGGCGGCGAUGACGCCACCGCCGGUGCCCAGGACGCCGUCCUCAAGGCUGGAUUCGAGUUCGCGACCGAGCUGGUGAAGAUGCUGGAGAAGGAGCCCGGGCCGGAGGAGAAGCUGGCGCUGUACAAGUACUUCAAGCAGGCGCGUGGCGAGCAGCCGGCUCAGCCUUCGUUUUAUCAGAUGGAGGCCAAGUUCAAGUAUAACGCCUGGAAGGAGGUCAGCCACAUCAGCGCCCAGAAGGCCCAGGCGCUCUACAUCAAGGAGGUCAACGAGCUGAUCAACAAGUACGGCACCCGUGCCGAGUAA
Aspergillus clavatus NRRL 1 is the source of this 438-nucleotide messenger RNA. RefSeq names its product Acyl CoA binding protein family. Lineage: Eukaryota; Fungi; Ascomycota; Eurotiomycetes; Eurotiales; Aspergillaceae. The coding region runs from base 1 to 438 and encodes 145 amino acids. Gene Ontology annotation, biological process: fatty acid metabolic process. Gene Ontology annotation, molecular function: long-chain fatty acyl-CoA binding. The record is from RefSeq and is a predicted model, not a curated record. The transcript has 3 exons.